Phragmites australis (common reed) is the source of this 1245-nucleotide messenger RNA. Its product is annotated as bZIP transcription factor RISBZ2-like. Lineage: Eukaryota; Viridiplantae; Streptophyta; Magnoliopsida; Poales; Poaceae. Bases 1 to 1245 code for a protein of 414 amino acids. Gene Ontology annotation, molecular function: DNA-binding transcription factor activity. Gene Ontology annotation, biological process: regulation of DNA-templated transcription. The record is from RefSeq and is a predicted model, not a curated record. The transcript is spliced from 6 exons.
AUGGAGCGUGUAUUCUCCGUGGAAGAGAUCCCCAAUACCUUUUGGGCCCCGUCACCACCGCCACAACAGCAACCGAUUCAACCUCAGGUGGUCGGUGACGGUGGCGUGGCAGGUGGCGAUGCGAUGGACCAAGAUCAGGCUGCCAAAGAGUGGAGCUUCGAGAGGUUGCUAGAAGAGACACUGUUUGAAAACAGCGAUGCGGCGGUGAUGGACCCUGGCGAUGAGGCACUGUAUGCCACCAACUCAGUGUUGGUGGCGGGUGAGGAGAGAGGCGAGGGUUACAGUGCAGAGGUGGAGGUAGAGCAUGCAAACGUGGCGCCGACGCCUGUGUUAGACCCCAUGGAGUACAAUACGGUGUUGAAGCGGAAGCUGGAGGAGGACCUUGCUACCAUCGCUAUGUGGAGGGCCUCUGGUGCAACGUAUCUAGAAAGUUCUCGUGCCUCAAACAAUUACAUCGGAGGCAGCAGCGGAAUUCAAGUGCAGAACAAUUUCGAUGGUGGCCCAGGACAUCUUGUUCAAAAUGCAGAUAUUCGUGGGAAGCAAGCUGUUAGCUUUUCCUCAAGGGAGCCAUCACCAACAGAUGAUGAUUAUGGAGAAGUAGAGAUAUUGGGAUUUAUGGUCCCUAAUGCAGAAAAAGUGAGGAAGAGGAAGGAAUCCAAUCGGGAGUCAGCAAGACGUUCAAGAAACAGAAAGGCAGCUCACAUGAAGGAGUUGGAGGACCAGGUAGCACACUUACGAGUUGAAAAUUCCUCUCUGCUAAGGCGUCUUGCUGCUCUAAACCAGAAGUACAAUGAUGCUACUGUUGACAAGAGGGUAUUGAUUGCUGACAUUGAGACCCUAAGAGCAAAGGUGAAGAUGGCGGAGGACACCGUGCAGAGGGUCACCAACACGAUCUCACUGCACCCCAGACCCGUCACUGGCAUGCCACCCCUCAGCAUGCCCUUCAGCGUCUCUCCAUCGAGUGGUACCCCUGAUGCUCCGGUGCCCAUGCAGGACUACUUCGCUUGUGCAACUGAUGCCGCCGGAGUUAACAGCGGCUACAUGCUGGCCAACGCAGUGCCGUCGUCUUUCCAAGCUGGGAACACUACCAAUGGAAGCCUGACUGCCAGAAGGAUGAACCGGAUAGCUUCACAACGUGCGAUGGCCCUGGAGCAUCUCCAGAAGAGGGUGCGUGGCGGCACGCCGAUCUCUUCUGGAUCCACGCCGUUGGGUCCGAACGAGCUUGCCAACAUGGAGAUGCAUUAG